AGUGGCAGUAUUUGGCAGAUUUCCAAUUUAAACUGUCGUAACUUUCACUGUUCAUGAGAUACAGCCUGGUGAUGGACAGACAGACAUGCAAGUUUUAGUAAUAUGGUUCCCGUUUUAUCCUUUGGUCCAAAUGUUUAUGUUUUUUGUUCAUUAAGCACAGAAAGUUCUUCAAACCAUAUCAAUUAUUUUUACAUUGUCUUGUCUGGAAAAAGGAACGUACCUAUUUAGUUAUCUAUGUUCAUGCAAUAAAAAUGAAAUUUUUGCAUAUUUUUAACAUUUCAGGUAGUUGAUGAUCAAAAUUUUCCUAAUAAGAUUUGUAAUAGAUGUUUGGACCGUACUUUGAGUUCAUAUUUGUUCAGUCAACAGUGUGAACAAUCAGAAAGAGCACUACGUAACUGUUUUGAAGACAUAUAUGACAAAUUAGAAAAAUUAGAUCCAUUAGAAAAGCAGAAGAAACCAGGGAGACAGAAAUUACAUCUGAAUCAUAAUAUUUUAUAUGCUGAACAUGAGAAAGUUAUAGAUUAUGCUGAACCACUUAUUACCAUGGUUAAUACAGCUACAGAAUUCAUAGUAAACAAUAAUGAUGCAAAGAAUAAUGCGAAGUCUAAAAUGUCUAAUUAUAUUUGCCCCAAAUGUUGCCAAAAGAUGCCUAGUCUUGAAUCAUUGCUGAAUCAUGAAAAAAGUCAUCCGUCUAGUAUGUUAUAUCAUUGCCAUUUGUGCGGUAAAUCUUUCCCAAAACGAAGCUAUUUGAGAAGACAUAUUCCUGGACAUACUUUGGGAAAACAGGUUUUGCAAAAUACAGACUUCAAAUGUCUCGAGUGUAAUGUUGUGAGUAAAGAUUAUCAUAUACAUUUACAACAUAUAGAGAAACACAGGUUUAAACAAGCCAUACAAAAUUUGAUACUGAGAAAAACGGAUAAACUUUGUGCUGUUUGCUUGAAUAAUGGUACACAUUUAAUUGAGCUGGAGGAUAUGAUUUGCCUCCAUGGAGGUUACCCUGAAAUGAUGGGUGAUCGAACUAUGUACCAAAUAUUGGGAUCUACUGUUCCUGAAAAGUCAUCCUACAAAUAUCGAGAGUUAUUGUUACCUUCUCAAGCCAAGAUAUUAACCAUUAAGAAACUUCAAAAAGUUAAAGCAGAUUCAAAACUGAACUUCAUCUUAUCUCAUCCUUAUGUUAUAUCAAAAGACAAUAUUAGCUUUGACAAAUCAGACCAGUUUGUAUUUACUUCUCCAUAUAAAAAUCUCAAUUUACCUGAUGGAUUCGAUGAUUCCUAUGCUUAUGAUGAAGUUAAUGAAAUAAAAAACACAGAUGACAAGUAUCUAUCUCAUGAUAAAGAAAGACCAGUUUCAAGUGGUUCUUUCAAAGACAUCAACAAAUUUUCAAAAACAAAUAAUUUUGAUACAAUUAAAAAAACAGAAGAUGAACAUGUUUUAAGAGACACUUAUAAAAUAAAUAAAUCAUGUAAGACAUGUUGGAUAUUUAAGAGCUCUUCCUAUAAAACUUGUUUGGGACACAUAGAUGGUGUUGCUGCGGAGAAAAAUAAUUCUUUACUGAACCAACAAGACAUUGAACUUUACAAACAACCGUGUCCAUCUUGUUGGUUAUUUAAAAAUUGCAAAGAAUGUGAAUAUUGUAAGAAACAAAAUAAUGAAACAACAUUCAAUACUGACACUAUUCCAGAAUCCUCUUCACAAAUAAAUGUUUGUGAUAUACAAAAUAAUUUAAAUGUUCGGGAAGGUAAUAAAUUUCUAAUAAAAUCACGUGAUGAUAAAACUGAUGACGUAGUUUGUCUCAAAAAGAAAAAGAGAAUAGAAGACCAAUCAGAUUGCAGAAUACAUCAAGAUAUAGUUAAAACGAGAAAACGAAAAAUCACAAAUGAAGCUGAUGAUGCGAAAGCAAAGAAAUCUAAAUGGGAAUGUAAAAUUUGUUUGAUGAUGAACACUAACAGACAAUUAUGUUUUUGUUGCGAUGCGCCAAGAACUUUAAAUCAAAUUAAAUUUAAAUUUAAUAAAGAUUUUUUUAAAGAUUUGAAUAAUAAAAAAAAUAAUACUGGACAUUCGUCAAAAGUCGAACCAGAAACUAAUUCAAAAGUCGAUGAAGCAAUAUCAGUUGUCAAUGAAUUUGAAAAUAUAGCAAUUUCAGGUGCUGUUAAAGGUGACAUCGGAGGUAUCACAGCGCUUAAUCAUGGAGUUACUUAUGAUUCUUGUGAUGGUAUGAAAGUAGAUCCUAAUAUUAAUGUUGAUAACAUUGAUUUCAAUUCUAUGAAUACUCAAACUCAACAUGUAGAAGAAAUGGAGAUAGUUGACGAUACACCACAGAUCGAACAAAACACGAAAACUCUGAAAGAUACCAUUCAAGUAAAUCCUUCAUACAGCGUAAUAGAGAUAUCGCCGUUUCAUUUUAACAUAGGAAUCGGAACAACUACGCCUAAAAGUUCUGAAAGAAAAAUAAUGAGGUCCCGUAAAAAGAGUUACGCGUAUAAAAAAAGUACAAUUAACACAAUGGGUGAAGAAUUUUGAAAAUCUUGAAAAAUCAAGAGUCAAGUCAAAACGUUAUGUCGUGUAUGUGCGAUUGAUUAUAAAACCAAAUUUAUUUAAAGAGUGUUCAAAAAUUAAUGAGAACCAUAUAAACAAUAUGAAUUGUAGGUUAGGUAAUGUUUCUAAGAAUAUUAUGCGAAUAUAUACUUUGCUAUAGUAGUCUUAGACAAAAUAAGCAAUUGGUUGUGGCAUGUUCCAUUGAAUUGAAUGUAGUAGACAAACGAAUUACGAAGCUUAUAUACAACGCAACACAUAAGAGAGAUUAUAUUAUUGAAAGCUUUUGCAUUUACUUAAAAUCUAAAUAAUAUCGAUACAUCAGAUUUGUGAAGCAAAAUAUCAAUAUCGACUGCAAUCGAUAUAUCAGUAUUUUAAUAAAACUUUCAUCCCCUCUACUUACAUAUGGUAUGGUGGUACUCCAAUCCCACCAUAUACACAGCAUCUUGUUGCA
Molecule: messenger RNA, 2986 nt
Organism: Diatraea saccharalis (sugarcane borer)
Lineage: Eukaryota; Metazoa; Arthropoda; Insecta; Lepidoptera; Crambidae
Source: the annotation of a GenBank genome assembly